AUGAAUGCCCAAAGUGAUAAGGAACUGUUUGAGUUUCUAUCCAAUGCCCCAAAGGAGUUUCGGGACGGUGAAAGAAUCAAGAAGUUUCAGCUGAAGAAUGGAGAUUAUAUUCAUUGUGUAUUAUGGAACAUGCAUUUCUUCAUUACAGGGACAGACAUAGUGAAAAUACUAGUUUGGAGGUUCCAAAAUGCUGGAAGAUGCCUUACAAGUCUAAAAAAAUUUGAGGAGGGAGUGUUUUCUGAUCUGAGAAACUUGAAACCGGGGAUAGAUGCAACGCUUGAGGGUCCUAGAAGCGAGUUUUUGGAGUUUCUAUACAAGAACGGUUGCAUAAGAACUCAAAAGAAGCAGAAGGUUUUUUACUGGUAUAGUGUCCCACACGACGCUUUGUUUUGUGAUGCAUUAGAAAGGGAUUUGAGACGGGAAACAAACCUAUUUACGUAUAAUAAGUAUAUUAAUAAUCUCACAAGAAAUAGCAUGUUGCCUCAUGGAAUGGUUGGAUUUGUAAGCCAUACAAGGCAGAAUAGCAAAAGAAUGGGAGGAGAUGUGGACCCGCGAUAUUUAAGGGGGAUAGAAAAUAAAGUCCUGCCAAUGGGGAUGAUGUACAGCCAGGGAAGGACGAUGCCACAGCAGGAUAUCCUUUUCGACCAGCAAAUGCAGAAAAAAACACCUACUGCACCAUCUGUUCCAAAAUCAUCUCCAAAUAUAUAUGACAAGCAAUUCGAGGAAAUACAGAAAAAUGGAUUUUUGGAACAGGCUUUUCCCGCAUUCAACAUUAAGGAUAAAUUGUUUUCAUCAGGAGAUCAACAGCUGGAGUAUGAUCUCCAUCGAACAGAUGGCCUAUGUAAUGAUUUAUUCAGCACUGCAAUAAUAGAAAAGCCUUCAGUAAACCUAGAUGCAGCUUCUCCUAAGCGGAGUAAAGACUAUAACAUAGCACCAUCUUCAUUCCUUGAAGACCUUCCUGAUGGAUUUUCGCUUGACGACUUUGACUUCCUCAAGAAUCGGGCGGAAAAGAGAGGAAGAGAGGACGAAACUAGAAGUUCUCUCAAGGAAGGAGCUAACCAAAGGAUUCCCCAUGAUGGCGUCACUUUGAUUCCAAACGCGAAAGGUAGUCUCCAAAAAUAG
This is a messenger RNA of Encephalitozoon intestinalis ATCC 50506, 1122 nucleotides long. RefSeq names its product Ste12 transcription factor. The coding region runs from base 1 to 1122 and encodes 373 amino acids. NCBI's taxonomy places the organism in Eukaryota, Fungi, Microsporidia, Unikaryonidae. Gene Ontology annotation, biological process: sexual reproduction; regulation of DNA-templated transcription. The record is from RefSeq and is a predicted model, not a curated record. The transcript has a single exon. Gene Ontology annotation, molecular function: DNA-binding transcription factor activity. Gene Ontology annotation, cellular component: Tec1p-Ste12p-Dig1p complex; Ste12p-Dig1p-Dig2p complex; nucleus.